GUUUCUUUUUCUUUAGAAAAUUGAUUAAAGUUCUUGGUUAGUCUUAUAAAACUACAUAUAAGUUAAGAGGUGUUGUAGAAAAUAAUUUUUUUGAUAUUAUUCAAAUUUGAAUUCUAGCGGAAUAUUAUUUGAAGGCUUUGCGGAAAGAUAUUAUAGCUUUGGCGUUCAGGUGUAGAAGAAUUUGAUAUCUCCAAAAAAAUAAAAUUUUCAAUUAAGGGCAGCUUUGAUGUGGACAAUCAGUGACUUUCCAGCACAUUCUAUGUUAUCAGGAUGGAGUACUGCAGGUAAGUUUGUUUGUCCUUAUUGUAUGGAGGAAACACAAUCCUUUAGAUUACAACAUGAUCGGAAAACAUCAUAGUUUGACUGUCAUAGAAUGUUUCUUGACCAAUAUCAUCCAUUUAGGAGAGAUCGUAAAAUUUUUCAUAAAGGUCGAACUGUCAAAAGAUCACCACCACCCUACAGAACCGGAGAAGAGUUAUUGAAUCAAAUUUGUGAUUUGGAGAUAAGAAAAGUAACAGAGUUAGAUACAGAAGAAGUUAAUCAACGAAUAUGUAGUUCUAGUGAAUGAAAAAAGCGAAGCAUCUUUUGGGAUUUACCUUAUUGGAGUUCUAACAUGAUUCGACAUAACCUCGAUGUCAUGCAUAUUGAGAAAAACUUCUUUGAUAAUGUAUUUAAUACGGUCCUCAAUAUUGAUAAAAAAAACCAAAGACAAUCCAUAAGCUCGUCUAGAUAUGGUCAAUUACUGUGAUCGACCUCAAUUGGCAAAGGAUGCUUCUGGAAAAUAUCCCAAAGCUGUAUAUACAAUAGACAAGGAAGCAAACACAAUCUUGUUUAAUUGGGUGAAAGGUUUAAAAUUUCCAGAUGGGUAUGUUUCAAAUUUGGGUAGAUGCCCAGACACAUCUGCGAAAAGGUUAUUUGGCACGAAGAGUCAUGAUUGUCAUAUGUUCAUGCAACGAUUGAUGCCUAUUGCUUUUCGUGAACUACUUUCAAAUAAUGUAUGGCAGGCACUUACAGAAUUGAGCUUAUUCUUUAAAGAUCUUACAUCGACUACUCCCCGAGUAGAUGAAAUGGAGAGAUUACAGGGAGAUAUUUCACAAAUCUUGUGCAAGUUAGAAUGUAUUUUUCCUCCUGGGUUCUUUGACUCAAUAGAACAUCUGUCUGUGCACCUUCCAUAUGAAGUAAAGAUUUCUGGACUUGUACAAUAUCGAUGGAUGUAUCCUUUUGAAAAGUAAUGCAAAAAUUCAAGUUUAACUUGUGAGAAUAAUGUUGUUAUAUACUUUUCAAAUAUGAUGGUUUAUCCAUUUUUCUAUUUAGGUAUCUUGGAAGUCUUAAAAGAAUGAUUGGGAAUAAAGCAAGUGUUGAGGAUUCUAUAUGUGAAGCUUACUUGAUGACAGAGUCAACACUAUUAUUUUAUCAUUAUUUUGAAUCAUAUGUCAUGACACGCAAUCAUAAUGUGGAUCGAAAUGAUGAUGGUGGUAUUGUGGAAGAAGUUGAAGAAAAUUUAUCAAUAUUCACCCAUCCCGGACGAUUAUGGGGAGAAUAAAAAAAGUGAAAUCUAACUCUUUAGUAAAUCAACACUGCCCAAACUUACAUUUUUCUAAACUGUGAAGAGGUUGAGCCAUAUGUGAGGUAACAAAGUUAGUUGUAUCAACUUAAUUUUAUAAGCAUAUUCAUAAAUCAUGACUUGAAAUUAAAAUCUUUUUUCUUUAAAUGAAGUAUGUUUGUGAAACGUUUGCAAGAAGAAUUUCCAAAUAUCUCUCAGGAUCAAAUAAAUGAGAGCCUUGAAGAAAAUUUCUCUAUAUGGUUCAAGAAAUAUGUAAGGCUUCAAAAAUUAAGAUCUUUUAUACAAUUAUGCACUUAAAUUAACUUAUGAAAUUGAACUAAAUUUUAUAAUCUUCUAAAUAGGUCCGGCUCAAUCAUAUUGAGAAUGAAUUUCUAUGUAGUCUUGCUCGUGGACCAUUGAUAGGCGCUACAUGUCAUUCGGUGUAUUUUGUUAAUGGAUACAAGUUUCAUACGAAUUUUCAUGGUAGCGCAAGAUCAAUAAUGAACAGUGGAGUUUGUAUUUCAGAUCCAACUUUUGGUAAUUUCUACGGGCGGAUAAAAGAGAUUAUAGAAGUGGAAUACCGCAAAACACCUUUAAACAAACUGUACUAUUCAAAUGUGAAUGGUUUGACCCAACUAUGGAUGUUGGUGCAUAAUCAGUAUAAAUUGGUUGAUAUUAACCAUCAUCGCCGAUAUAAAAAAUAUGAACCUUUUAUUCUGGCAAUACAAGCAUAUCAAGUGUAUUAUGUGUCUUAUCCUAGCAAGAAAAAGGACAAGGAUGAUUGGGUAGCUGUAUUGAAGAUCAAACCUCGAAAUGUUGUUGAAUUACCCGAUGAGGAAAUUGAGACAGCUACAGAACUAAAUAUUUCAUUUCAAGUUGAAGAAGUUCAAGUCUACGAGAUAGACAUGAAUGUUGCCACAGAUGAAAGCAUACACUUACAUGAUGCAAAUGUUGGCUUAAUUGAAAUGGAUGAAGUCACUGAUGAUGGUUUAUUACAAGAACAUCAUGACAACCAAGAGGAUGCUACAGAAGAAGAGUAUGAAACUGAGGAAACUGAGGAAGAUGAAGAGAAAGAUUUGGAAGAAGACACAGAUAGCAAUUAGUGCUUGAUAAAAAAUAUGCUAUUGUAUCUUAUUUUUAUUUUGUGAGCAGCCAUUUUGUCGAACUAGUAUCAUUUUCUUUGUCUUGUUGUUUACACAAAACUUGUUGCUUCAACUGGUUUUAUGCUCUACUUCUCAAUUUUUGACUCUUUCAUUUCUCAUUCAUUUUUUUAGGCUACAACUAUGCUUUUACAUUUUCUAAUACCUUAUCUAUAUAUUGUUGUUUGCUUCUCUUGGUAUUAUUAAGUUUGCAUA
Messenger RNA from Capsicum annuum, 2898 nucleotides. RefSeq lists its product as uncharacterized. The transcript has 2 exons. Lineage: Eukaryota; Viridiplantae; Streptophyta; Magnoliopsida; Solanales; Solanaceae. The coding region runs from base 2044 to 2646 and encodes 200 amino acids. The record is from RefSeq and is a predicted model, not a curated record.